Molecule: messenger RNA, 1386 nt
Organism: Penicillium diatomitis
Lineage: Eukaryota; Fungi; Ascomycota; Eurotiomycetes; Eurotiales; Aspergillaceae
Exons: 3
Coding region: 1-1386 (461 amino acids)
Source: RefSeq, a predicted model, not a curated record
AUGACCACAACACCUCCUCCGCCAUCACCAUCAAGCCUUCGGACUCCCUCAGCGCCGCUACACGGCGCUGGCUAUGACCAAUAUGAUCCAUAUCCUCCUCGGAAAUCAACCAGACUAGCGAACCAACGCGCUGCCAAAGAGCUGGAAAAGCUCCCAGAACCGGCCGGCUCAAAAAUGCCAAGCAAAUUCUGGGCUAAGCGUGUGCCAAAGCAGUACCGAAAGUUUGACCUUGAGACCUCUUCGGAUUCAGACGAAUUUAUCCCUGGUCAGCAGCUGGAGGAUCCAUUCUUGGAUCGUGGAUCAAGCCAUGACGCUUUCAUCUCGCCUCAGCGGCAAUCCGCUUCAGCUCUUCGGGCCCGCGCAGAAGCCCCUCAGGGCCUUCUCACACCUGCUAAAACCCCGUCGAAGCGGAAGAUCCAAGGGAAUAUGUCGUCAACAUCUCGAACGCUGUUUCCCUCAUCCGGAAGAGUGACGGCUAAGAAGCCGGCUCCAUUUUCGCUUGAAAGCUUUGAGACUUCGUCUUCUGAGGAGAUUCAAAUCUUCACUGACUCCCGCGACCGUGUGCCAGUCGCACGUCCUUCUAGAGACAAUCCCUUUGCUUCCCGAUUGUCUGAUGUUUCCAAGACCAAGAACCCCAUCAAAGAACCCGCCAAGACAAACAUCGAAUCUCGCCCAACUCCGGAGACUACAGUGUCCGCUAGCAUGUCGCGCACUCGCAGCGAAAGACACCGGUCAAACAUGUCAGAGAAUAAAGUCUUUUUGCCGCCUCGACGAGAUGGAAUGACGAUGAUGUUCCGUGGAAAGAGGGUAUUUACCAAAUUCGAAGACUCGGAGGAUGAGGACGAGGAUGAUGAUGAUGACUUCCUGGGUCUUUUCGCCUCUCGCGCCGACCUGCUCGCAGCCGACCCAACUGCCUUGGAUCGCAAGCCACUCAGCCGUCGCGAAAUCAAACCGCGGCAAUUGUUCCCUUCCGCCGCAACCGGCGUCUCUAAGGACGAAGAGGAGGCGGCCACCGAUGACGAAGGUGUGCAGGAACCCGACACGAAGCAGCAAUCUGUCGUGGAUCAUUCGGUCGAUACAAAAGAUGUCCCCGAGUCGCUCGAGUCACCCCAGGCCCCUGUCGCCACUCGUCUUCUUCGGUCCAGCGCGCGCUUUGCUUCUCAAACUGAGCAGGCUUCGAGUGGUAAAAGUGCUGUAGACACCAAGAGGAAACGAAUCAGUCCCUUCGAUCAUUGGCUGCGUAAGAAGCAGGCAAUUGAGGAAGUGUCUGCCUCUCUUCCACCUGCGAAGAGAGAGGCCGACUAUUCAGGCGACCAGAUAACUCCUCCAAGCGCCAAGAAGACACGCAGUACCCGAGGCAGUGCUUCGGUUGACCCUGCUGUUUAG